AUGCUAACAUUGUUAAAUUUAUCCAAAGACUCAGCUGAUGCUAUUAAAUCAUUUUUGUUUGUCGAUGAAGCUCAUUAUCCUCUUGACUCAGAAAAAUGACUGAUUGAAAGCAAGUUAAGUUAAGUUAUUUUUGUAAGGCCUUAAGCGGCUGAGCCACUGACCUCAACACCUCAGCUCGAAAGACGACUCCCGGUCGGGUUCUGAUGUGGCCAUACUCCCAGGCCAGACGCCAUCUUGAUUUCUGGUCAAACCACCUGUCCAAGGAUCAGCUCCUUUGGACAGAGCCACUUCUGUCUGAGUGCCCGAUGGUCCCGAUGAAGGAAGACCAUGUGGUAGGAAAAACCUGUCUAGCCCGUCUGGCAGGGACAGGGAAAACCUUCGGGGGAGGAAUAAAACUUCCUUUCGGCACGGCUUCCCCACAACUGAAGGCCUACUUAGGACAGGAAUGAGACCUGUGUCUUCAGCUUCAUCAGCAAUGGAUCCUACCAGCUCCAUAGGAGGUGAGCCUCGGAGUCCAAUUUCCGUCAACGUCACCAUUUUAUUUCUUUGAUUGAAAGCAAGGAAUUUAAAACAUUUUCAAUCGAAGAAUCAAAAAUUGAAGAAUUAUUUAAAGGACUCUCAUCUUUUCCAAGUGAUUUAAAUUGUAACUCCUCUUCAAACUGCUUACAAUUUCAAACUUUAAAUAUUCAAAACUUUCACAAUCCUAUAAUUUUUGAAUUUUCACAGAAUUUUAUAAGGGGCUGAAAACGAAAUUUGUUGGAUCUUCCCAAAACAAUUGAAAAUUUUUGCCCUGGUGGCCUUAUUUGAAAUUUUUCAAAUAAAGAAAAUAAUCAAGAAACAAUAUCUUGCAGAAAAUAUAGAAAAUUCCUGGGGAUAGCGCGGAAUACGCUAUCCCCAGGACCAACCGGGAUCGGAUCCCACAUGGAACGAGGGUUCCAUGUGUGGAUCCAUUUUUCACACACGUGAAAGUAAAAUAUCUCACAUGUAAAAAAUGGAUCCACACAUGGAACUCCCGUUCCAUGUGUGAAUCCGAUCCCGGUUGGUCCUGGGGAUAGCGUAUUCCGCGCUAUCCCCAGGAAUUAUCUAUAUUCAAUAUCUUCACAGCUAAACGAAAUCAAUUUCAUACAGAAAAUUGGCGAAGUCAUCUACAUUGGAGGAGGAGGAGGAGGUUUUUCAUAUACUAUUAAAACCCAAGAUUCUCAUACCUCAGCAUUAAUUUGAAACAUUUUACCCAAAAAUUCUGAUUCCUUCUUUAAGUCCUAUCAUAAAUUUGAAAAUUCAAAAUGCCUAAUCUGUAAGAAGCUAAUUUAUAUGGAUUUGAUCACUUCUGUAAUGCUAAAGAAUAAUAAAUUAGAGGUAAAUGAUAUCAAUAUGAAAGCAGUAUCAAUAUAUACAAAAAUUUAGAAGAAUAUGCAGUUUUAUACCAAAGACAGCUUAA
Molecule: messenger RNA, 1438 nt
Organism: Blepharisma stoltei
Lineage: Eukaryota; Ciliophora; Heterotrichea; Heterotrichida; Blepharismidae
Source: the annotation of a GenBank genome assembly